This is a messenger RNA of Mytilus trossulus (common blue mussel), 2073 nucleotides long. RefSeq names its product proton myo-inositol cotransporter-like. The transcript has 9 exons. Gene Ontology annotation, molecular function: myo-inositol:proton symporter activity. The coding region runs from base 198 to 1955 and encodes 585 amino acids. The record is from RefSeq and is a predicted model, not a curated record. Gene Ontology annotation, biological process: myo-inositol transport; transmembrane transport. NCBI's taxonomy places the organism in Eukaryota, Metazoa, Mollusca, Bivalvia, Mytilida, Mytilidae. Gene Ontology annotation, cellular component: apical plasma membrane.
UUAUCAUACCUAGAUUGUCAUUGUACUAUUAUAAAGAAGAAAGAGACUCGUAUAUCUAAAUCGUACUAAAUCUUUAGGAUAUGAUAUGAUAGAAAAAUAAUCAAAAUAACACUUAAGUAAAACGUGCACACUGCAUUCCUUAAAGAUAAAGUGAAAAAUUGCAUGUAUCACUUAUACUUGUACUAACUCAGGCGAACAUGGCGAAUAUUGCUCAGGAUAAACAGAAAAAGAUGAAUUUAAAGUCGGUUAAUAAUGAUCAAAGGAAACAAUCGUCUUGUUUUUUGUAUACACUUUCUUUUUUUGCUACGAUUGGAGGAUUUCUGUUUGGAUAUGAUACAGGAGUUGUUUCAGGGGCAAUGCUUUUGCUUAAAGACGAAUUUGCGUUAGAUUCCUUUACACAAGAAAUCAUCGUGAGUGUGACAAUAGCUGCAGCUAUAGUUUUUGCACUUGUCAGCGGAUAUCUUAAUUCUGUUUUUGGUAGAAAAGUGACUACUCUCAUUGGAAGCAUUGUUUUCACAAUUGGAGCAAUAAUUUUAGGUAUUGCACAAAACACAAUGAUGUUGAUUGUUGGCAGAGGCAUUCUAGGUAUAGGCAUUGGUAUAACUUCAAUGACUGUUCCUGUGUAUAUAGCGGAAUGUGCACCAGCUCAUAUGAGAGGAAGAUUGGUUGCACUGAAUAAUGCAUCUAUUACUUGUGGACAAUUCAUAGCAAGUGUAAUUGAUGGUGCCUUUAGCUAUGAUAAAAGAAAUGGAUGGAGAUACAUGCUUGGUAUUGCCGGUAUUCCUUCUGCAAUACAGUUUGUCGGCUUUCUGUUUCUACCUGAGAGUCCGCGUUGGCUUCUGAGUAAGAGUAAAGACGAUCAAGCGAGAGAAAUUUUGCGACGUAUCAGAGAUACAGAUGACGUUGAAGACGAAAUUCUGGAUGUGAAGGCCAGAUUUAAAGAACAAGAAGCAUCUGAUUAUCAAGGUGGAUUACUGAAAAGGAUUUUUACGACGCCAUCAGUAAGACGUGCUCUGUUUCUAGGAUGUGGAAUUCAAUUAUUCCAACAACUCAGCGGCAUUAACACCGUAAUGUAUUAUAGUGCCAGUAUUAUAAAAAUGAGUGGAGUUAGAGAUAAUUCUACUGCUAUAUGGAUGUCAGCAGCAACAUCGUUUGUAAACUUCGUCUUCUCCUUACUUGGAGUUUGGCUGGUAGAGAGAAUAGGAAGGCGAUUGCUUGCUUUGAUCAGCUUAGUGGGGAUAUUAAUAAGCCUAAUAGUUUUAGCUGUAGGAUUCCAAUUGUCGGCUUACAGCUCGCCUUCAAUUGCAUUGCAUGAACAAAUCGCAGAAAACAGCAGCUGUAAUUAUUUCAGCUCAUGUCAAUCCUGUAUUCAGACAUCUGAUUGUGGAUUUUGUUAUACAGAAUCAGGCAAUACAGCGGUCAACGGAUCAUGUCUUCCUUAUAAAGAACCCGCAUAUUCUUCAUUCGGUCGAUGUAACUCGUCCAGUUUACCAAAUGACUUGGUUUGGGCUGACAAUUUUUGCCCAUCAUCUUACUCUUGGAUGGGAUUGAUGGGACUGGUUUUGUAUCUAAUGGCAUUUGCUCCAGGUUUAGGACCAGUUCCUUGGACAAUAAAUUCGGAGAUUUACCCUCUCUGGGCAAGAAGUGCAUGUAGUGCCAUGGCGACUUCAACAAAUUGGUUUUUUAAUUUACUAGUUUCUUUAACAUUUCUGACGUUAAUUGAAAAUAUCACAGCAUAUGGUACAUACUGGUUGUUUGUUGGAAUUGUCACAAUAGCAUUGAUAUUUAUUUUUAUCUUUCUGCCCGAAACAAAGGGUCUUAAGUUGGAGGAGGUUCAACAGCUGUUUGACCAAGGAUCGAUCAUGUGUGGAAAAUCAAAGAAUGAUAUUAAUCGCUCAGAUGAAGAAAUUGUUGUAUCGACUGUUGACAAGAUCUAUCCAUCAACAAAGUUAUAAUAUCGUUCAAAGUAUCAAAUAUGCUCAUAAUUUUAUAAACAGAUUACAUAUUAUAUGACAGUUUACGUUAUGUUUGUAUAUAUCAUUCAGAAACUUCGAAGUAUAAUCAGUGACUUCC